Diaporthe citri is the source of this 984-nucleotide messenger RNA. RefSeq lists its product as uncharacterized. The transcript has 2 exons. The record is from RefSeq and is a predicted model, not a curated record. Bases 1 to 984 code for a protein of 327 amino acids. Lineage: Eukaryota; Fungi; Ascomycota; Sordariomycetes; Diaporthales; Diaporthaceae.
AUGGUCAAUGGUAAAAGCGGAGGGCGAAUCCGAUCUAGCGUUGAUCAGAUACCGCCCGGUCUGCUGCGACUAACAGACUUCGGCCUUCUCACCACCUCGUCACAGCCAGAAAUAAGGUCCGGUGAGCCUAAGUACAUCAAUCCGGAACAUUUUUACAGUAGGUUUGCAAGGCCCGGUAGUCCGCUGCCCAAGGAGCAGCUUGCAUACCUCCAGGGGCAGCUGCGCAGAAUCGAGACGGAAUUCAGCCCUGAGCAGUUGAAGGACAAUGAUAUGGCAGUCCUCCUCACUGUGAGAGCCAGAGAGCAGGAACACCUCGACAUCCUCGGCACGUAUAGAGGAAAUGAGAUUGUAGACUCAGGAAACCCCGGCACUCACAACAUUGUGUAUCUGUACGAGAGGGCAAUCGAACAAGUCCAGGAGGACGUGGCAGCGUAUGAAAGGCUCAUAAGCAUGUGCUGGAGACAGGACCGUCAGCGCCAAUACGUUCACUUCCUCAUCCCCACGAUCCACCCAAGCAUCCCUCUGGAGGCCGUCAUCCGCUUCGUAGAGCGCCUCAGAAACCACAAGGACAUCGUCGUGGCUUUCCAGUACGAGAUGAACGGUGAGGGGCCGCAGCGACAGCCACCGGCGAUUCGGAACCAAGACCCCGCCGCACUUGAGCUUUUUCGGAAGAUUCACGACUACAGUUCCGCUACUUGUGGAGACGAGUCGUUCUGGUGGCCUGUGACUGAGUCCAGAGAGGCAACAUCUGCCGACGCUCUCCUCAGUUCGGAGUGGUCUGACCAUACUCACCUCGGCUUGGACAAUGAAGAGCAUAUUCAAGGCAUGUUGUCCGGCCACUUCAACAAGGAAGCGUACCCGGCUGGUGUUGCGGUCGACCCCGUGGCUGUAUUAGUGGGGAUGAAAGAGUGGGAGAGUAACAUUGAUCUGCUAGCUCUUGUAGAGGGGAUUCUUCAGGAAGAGGGAUUUGAGGAUCUAUUUUAA